UGUCAACAAUCGUGUUGAUGAAUGAAUUGCCGCAAAUAUUUUUUAAUAAAAUUGAAAAUUUGUGUAAAUUGAAUCCAGAGCAAAAAAUUGAAGUUAGGAAUACUUAUGUUACGUGUUUGACUAAUUAUUUGGAUUAUUUAAUAUCACUAGAAAGUUACAACGAGAUAUUUCGCUGUUUUAAAGAAAGCCAGGAGCUGUUUCCUAACGACCCAGAAGUACUGAAUGCCUUAGGUGUUGUUUUAAAUAAAAUAAAAAAACCCGUGGAGGCCUUAAAGUAUAUUAAUUUGGCGUUGGAAAUAUGUCCCGAAAAGCUUUCAUACAUGGAAAACAAAGACAAUAUUAUCAAUCAAUGGGUAGAGCGUUGGCAUUUUGUAAUGUUAAACGACACAUAUCGCAAUAAUGCUUACAAAAAAGCAAUAGCUUCUCAAAUGCAAUGUUUGGAACCGACUAAUGUCUUGGACAUUGGAACGGGUACAGGAUUGCUUUCAAUUUAUUGUUGUGAAAAUACUAGAACUGCUACAGUAUAUGCAUGUGAAACAGACGAUUUAAUGGCUGAUAUUGCUGAAAAAGUAUUUAAAAAAAAUAAUUUGCAAGUCACUUUGCUUCGAAGACAUUCAAUGAACAUUAAUUUAAAUGAAUUAAAUCUACCAAGAUUUGAUUUAAUUGUAACUGAAAUUUUUGAUAGUGGUGCUUUCGGUGAAUCUGUUUUAGAAACAUUAAUUCAUGCAAAACAACAUUUGUUAUCAGAAAGGGGGAAAAUUGUUCCGAGAAAAAUAAGUAUUUUCGUAGCGGCUAUUAACAAAAUUGGUUUGGCUGAAGUUUUACAAGGUAUCGAAAGUACAUUGGAAAAUUCAAUUUAUCUUAAAGACACUAUUCUUGUUCCUCGCAUUGAAGAGCCAUAUGAGGUAUUGGACCAAAAUGCAUAUAAAAUAGAACUCUGCUCAGAACCUACUCUAGCUUUUUCGGUGGAUUUAAAUAAUUUGGAUAGUCUUCAAAAUGCUUUUGAUGGAAAGCUAGAUCGUCAAGUGGAACUAAGAUGUAUUGGUGAUGGUACUAUAGAGGGUUUUUUGGCUUAUUUUGUUUUGGAUUUAGAUGAUGACAAUAAAUUGUCUAGUUUCGAUAUCUCACAAACUCAAUGGUUAAAUUUAAUAGAUAACGAAAAUUCUGAAAAUUCAACAAAUAAUUCUACAGAAGAAAGCGCAAGGAAUCUGGAAAGAACUUAUGAUGCCACUUCUUCAAUAAGAAAAUUUAAGUGUUGGGAUCCGAUAAAAUUCUCUUUAUUUGAGCCAAUUGCAAUUCGAAAAUAUCAAAUUUUGAAAGUAAAUGUAUCUUGCCGACAAGGCAUUUUGAAAUUAGAUCAUAAUUUCACAAAUUUGUGUAAAAAGCGAUUACUUGAAAUACCAAUGGAUAUAUUUUCUUUUUUAGCUGACGAUGAAUUUAUUUUAGAAUUAGAAUAUAACGUAGACAAGGCUAUGAGAAAAUAUUCAAAAAAGGAAAACAAUAUGAUAUUUGGAGACUUUUUACCAUUUCCCCAUAUAGGUAUUAAUCUUUUAAAAGAAAAUAAAAUUUCCAAACUAUAUUGUUCAUCUCAAGUUAAAGACGUUAAAGAUUUAAUUGAUAAAGUAUCAUCAUGGAAUUGCAUUCCAAAGCAUUUAAUUGUAUUUAUUGAUGAUCUGGAGAAUAUACUUUAUGAAACAGAUAUAAAAUUUGAUUUCAUAUUAUUGCAACCAGUUUCAUCAUGUGGAAAUAUAAACAAUCAUAUGAGAUAUUAUCAAAUAUUGAAGAACAAGCUUAAACCUAAUGGAUUUAUCUUUCCAUCUAAAAUUGAUAUUUCAUGUAAGUUAAUUUAUUCUGAAUGGUUAGAGAAUGUAACUUCUGUUCAUAACAAAGAACUUGAAAAAUUAGGCAUAGAAAGUUUGAUAAAUGAAUAUGGUACAAAAAAACAGUUUGAGUUCAUCAAUUUUGAUGUUAAUUAUUUGUCUGACAUAUUCACAAUAUCAUCAAUACAGCAGGAUGAAAAUAUUUUUAAAAAAGAAAUUGUUGUUAACAUAAGUAAUAAUUUACAAAAUCAGUAUAAUCGGAUAAAUGGAAUUUUAUAUUUUUAUAAAAUUUUUUUUAUGAAUAAUUCAAUACCUUUGUCAACCAACCGAAAAAAAUCUUUUAUAAAAGGCAAUUGCUUUGUUUGUGAUUGCGAUAUUACCCACAAAAAUAAUGUGAAAAUACAAUAUAUUCAAAAUGAUUUUAUAUUUCGAUGUAAAAUUAUUGAUUGAAAUAAAUAUAAGGUAAAAAAAAAUUAGUUAAUUCCUACUUAAAUCGAAAGGAAAGCUUUAUUUUAGUUAUUUUGUAUUAUACGAAUGAAAUAGAGCAUACGGCACCUCUUAAUUCAGCUCCUAACCGGAGAAAUAGCUAAUGGUACAAUACGGUAUAGGAACUUCUCUUUCAAAAAGAUGAAUUGGUAAAAUAAACAGCUUAGA
This is a messenger RNA of Condylostylus longicornis, 2474 nucleotides long. RefSeq lists its product as uncharacterized. Bases 18 to 2270 code for a protein of 750 amino acids. Gene Ontology annotation, molecular function: protein-arginine omega-N monomethyltransferase activity; protein binding. Lineage: Eukaryota; Metazoa; Arthropoda; Insecta; Diptera; Dolichopodidae. The transcript has 2 exons. The record is from RefSeq and is a predicted model, not a curated record. Gene Ontology annotation, biological process: peptidyl-arginine methylation.